Molecule: messenger RNA, 15864 nt
Organism: Paramuricea clavata
Lineage: Eukaryota; Metazoa; Cnidaria; Anthozoa; Malacalcyonacea; Plexauridae
Source: the annotation of a GenBank genome assembly
GAUGCAAAUGACGGUACAAAAUGUCAAAUGUAAUUUACAAACCAAAAAUUCUACGUUUAUUUCGCCUCAACAGCACGCCCAAAAACUCCCUGCCCUCUUGACUUUCUAGCCAAUCGUAUUGCACCAAACGCGUUUGUUUACUUCGAUCAGACAUUGCAUUUUGUUUGUAAACAAAAAAUAACGAAUCUCUGGUGACGCUAGACUAUAACGUUUUGUUCUGUGGUGAACAUCCGCUGGUGGUAGUGUCUUGCUGGCUCGUAAUGGUUGCCAAGUUUGUUUUUUUGAGGAUAAAUAUUUAUAUUCAUUGUUGGGCUAAUUUCCUUCAACGUUGGCGCGAAAGUGUGGGUUUUUUUUGAAAUCGGUAAAUUUUAUGUCUUGCUUUAUAAGUAUGAGAAAGACUAGCUACCGAUCUGCAAGCGAAAUGGCUGAAUUUUUGGGUUAAAAUCAGCGUGUUUUGGUGUAGCGUGUUAUCAUAUUUUUGCUAGGUAAGUGCCCACGUUCCACAAGGGGAAAAUGGGAAGUCUAUUGCGUUGGUUGGAUGGCAAUGAGUUGGGUGUGAUUUCAUUGUUGGAAGUUGUUUUGGCAUAGUCUUAGACAGUGAAUGAUCGAUCAUAUAAAAGUGAAUGUUUUAAUAUAUUUAGAUGUGCAGGCAAUAUAUAUUGAAAGUUUAUUAUAAUUAAUUUCUAAAUACUAUAAUAGAAUUAAUAUAGAUUGCCUUAUAUUUUGCAGUAUUUGUAGAUCUGUAUCUACGAACUUAGGUUAGGUAUUUAACUGUUCAAACAAACUUGGAGAGACUGCAUUUUUUGACAAUCUGACUGAAGAUUUUUGUUACAAAUUUGGAGAAAGAAAAAUAGAAAAGAAAGAAAAAUAGUAGACAUCAUUUUUCCAAGAAUCAUUCAUCUUGUGUUUAUAAUAAGACAGGUAUAUGAUAUAUUUUGACUGCUAACCAGACUUUAGUAAUAAAUAAAGCCACUGGAAUUCAAAUUAGCUCAUAAUCUCAUGCAUCCACUUAAAAAAGGCAAUGUUGUCAAGAGCCACUUAAUCACAAUAUAAACACUUGGGGCAAUUUCACUUUGUAUAGGUAUGGAUUCGAGUUGCACACUUGGAAAAAAGCAUAUGAGACGAGUGCAAUUUGAAGUCUUUGAAAAACUCCCGAGUGCAUGCUUUUUCAAAUUCCUUAAGAAACUUGUAAAGAUGCAAAUUCAUGGUCACUUAGUUACAUGUGAAAUAAAUCAUUCAUGCACUUGUUUGAAUGGCAUAAUUACCAUACUGUAAUGCAUGUUCUCAACAGUCAGAAGUCAAAAUUUAUACUGACAACUUUAUAAUGUGAAAGAUGCAAAAGUAUUUCACAUUACACAUAUAUUCUUUAGGCCACAUAAAAAAAAUAGUUGGUUAGCAUCCUCCCCCGGCCACAAAAAAGGCCCUGCUCAGGAUUUUUUAAAAGCUUUUAUUUUACAGUAAUAACUUUAAAUGUGCAAGAUAUUAACUUCCACUAUAUAGUAAAUCUUUAAGUAAAAACUUGUUCUAGAAUAUAAAGCGUGCGAAAAUGACGGUGUGAAUCAUAUUUUGAAUUAUAUAAAAAAAAUAUCUGUACUGUGCAAGAAAAUCCAGUUUUGGACCUAAAACCAAGGUGUUAAAAAUUAGUAUAAAUUAAAAGAAAAAACACUCCCGCCCACUUUUUGGCAAAAGCUAAGGAUACUAACCAACUAUGUUUUUUAUGCGGCCUUAUAACACAGUAUUCAAUCCAUUAUAUUCUUCACUUAUCAGCAAAAGGCUUGGCGAAACUUUAUCUCAGUUCAUUCUGGUUCCAGCAGCCUUACUCUCACCCUGAUGUUGUUUCUCCAUCUUUUCUGGGGGCUCUUACCUCCUGAAAACCGAACUCUUUGCUACCCAAUUUUGGCCACAAAGGACUUGUGUGAUUUAUUAAAUAAAAAUAUAAAUAAAUGUUAAAGUGAAGCAUAAUAGUACAAGAUGUGUUAUAUUGAAUUCUAAUUUUGCAUCACACAUUUUUAGCAUAAUUUUAUUCAAUAUUGUUACCUUAAUAAGAAAACAGUGAAUAUCAACAAACUAUGUGCAAUGCAAGAAAGAUGCCAUCAAAAAACAUGACUAGCAUUGAAUUAACUUUUUUCUCCUCCAUAGAGUGCAAUCGUGUGUGUUGUUGAUGGCCAAGAAAGUUCCGUUCAAAGUAGUUCAUGCUUCUGGUUCUGAUGACGGCUACAGUGCAAAAGAAUUGGAAAUACAUUCGCCUACCACGAAAGGAUGGAGAUCGUCCAAGUAAUAUAUUUCGAAAUGAAUAUUUUGUUACUCUCUGUAUGUUGGUUAUAGUGGGUUUUCACAAAUACCAAAGAUUAUUUAUUCGGUUCAUUUAGAUUUUGUGUAUAUCCACAAGAAAUCAUUCUGAUGUUGCAAGAAUCCAUGAGGAUUCGUAAAUUGCAAAUUCUUGCGCAUCAGUAUUUAAUACGUAAGUGGACUACAACGAUUAUUAACUCAUUGAGCAUCAAGCGUUUAAUGAAAAAAUUUGUUUGGCGUUAGUGAUAGCGAGCGCAAGCAACGUCUUUGUCACCCAAAAAGUUUCGGCAGCAUUUUGCAUUAUAUAGCACUUGUGUAAGGAAUGACAAAUCUAAUGUUUUGUCAUAUGUGUUGAAGAUUACCACAAACUGAUACAUUUAACACAGUUUUUAAUCCGGUCCCCCCUCGGCAAUCUGACAUCCAUGUUGAUAAAACCGUUGCUUGCAACAAUGCACUCGAAAUAUAAAUUGAUUGCUACAGUAUUUAUCUAUUUUUGCUUUGUCAGCCACAAAGAUUGAAAUAUUUAUUGGUAGUAUUCCAGAAGGACAGUCGUCUUCACUUUUAACUUGUAAAUUUAAAAGGCUUGGGUGAGUAUAUAUUAAGAACGUGGUAACACGAGGAUCUAACAUAAUAUUGAUAUAACAUAAUAUUAUACAGUAUUGUUGCUGAGAGUGUCACUUUUUCACUCAAUAUUGUUUUUUUCUUGGAAAUUAAUUUACAGACAUGUAAGCUUGGUUGACAACCAGACUACUGACUACAAGGUUGGUGAUAUUGACUGUCUGUGUUUGAAGGUUCCCAUAGGCCUAAAAUAAAUAACUGUGGUUCCGGUUUCAUAUCGUGAAAAAUUAUCCAGGAUAGGUAGGUCGGAAAUAAAUUUUUUUUAAAUAUUUUUUUCAUAGUUUUGGCGGUUUUUGCUGGGCAAUUUUCAGUAGAGUCCUGUCAUCAAUAUUAAUAUUUCCUAUGGAUGAAUUUAGGCAAUUUGGUUCAAUAAUUAUUGUGACAACAGACAUCAUUUUGGCAUGCCUUAUGAGAAAAUAGGGUGCACAGUCAAUCACGUUGAAAAAAAUAAUAGGGUCGGAGACGCAAAGCGGACGCAUGGCGCCCGCACAGUGGACGCACCCGCAGACGCACAGUGGACGCACGACGGACGCACGGCGCCCGCAGGAUGGACGCACCCGCAGGCGCACAGUGGACGCAAGAUACCCGCGUCUUGGACGCGGUUUUUGAUAAGUUAUUUCUUGGCAGUACUGUAGGGUCAAUCGAGAAAUCGGAACCACUGGUAUUUUUUUAGGCCUUAUUGCCUGGAGUAACACUGAACAAAUUACAUGUAGAGGCACUUGUAACAGCCUACAUACCUCUGUCAACAAAUUAUGCCCUUUUCUCUAAAAUAUAAGCACAAUAUUGGAAGAAAAAGAGAAUUUAGAAGGGAUGUUUGAUAUUUUAGCAAUUGAACAUUGCCUUGUGAAUCUUACAGUAUGUCAUGUCUUUCAAAUAUUCAAUGUAAAUUUCAAAUAUUCAAUGCUUAAUAUUGUGUUGUGAGCACCUUAGAUUUCCCCAGUGGAUAGCAUAUCCCAGACCCUAUAUUUUGAGUUGUUAGAAGUCUAGGCUAACAAGUUAUAGUGACCGAGUUGAGGAAUUUACACAUACCAUGCAAGUACAGUACUUAGCUGAAGAUUCAGUUUAUCUACAGUAUAAUGUAACGCUGUAUUAAAAAAACCAAGUUUCAGAACAAAUAUUUAUAUUUUGUGAAAUUAUCUGCUCGUAUACAAUAUUUUAAAAAUUAAUUUUUUGUUCCUUUUAGUCAAGAGAGCUUAAAUCAGUUCAUUUAGAUGCCCAUGGACAGUUUGUCAAACUAUUUAUCCAUAAAAACCAUGUCAACAAAUACAAUUUAUACAAUCAGGUGAUUUUAAUAUCUUAAAAACAAUAACUACUUCUGAAUUUGCUCAUUUACAUUACUGCAACCAAUUAAUUGACUCAAUUAAUCACACAUUAUCAUCAAAUGUAAUUAUAUCAACGUUAAUUAAAUUGUGACAGGUGCAAAUAAUUGCCACGAACGUGAUUGCGGAGAACAUUGAAAGUUUCCAUGAGUUUAAUGACAGUAGUGUGAGUAUAAGAAUAAUAAUUUAUAAUUUUGGUUAAUCUUGGUUAAUUCUGAACUGAUAAACUCUAUAUUUGGUGCAAUAUAUAGUGAUUUGUAUUUUUUUUUUUGAAAUGUUAGUCCGCCAACAAACUGGUUGAUCAGUACAUGAAACAAGAGAAUCUUAUGCCCGGUGACCCGUUGUGGGGGAAAAUUAAUAAGUAAGUUAAAUUCCGAACAAACUAACCAACUAACAAACAGAAUAACAACUCAGGGCCGUAGCAAAGAAUGAAGAUAUUACCCACACUUUCCUGCAACUUAUCCAAUAUAUAGUUAAUUAAACACACCUUCGCCCAUUUACUGUAGUACUACCACAUUGUAAAUGUCGACAUACUAAAACGCUGUUUUCUGACCAUCAGAAUUCCGUCAAAUUUCAGAGAUUCUAAAUUUAAAAAUUCUAGCAAAAUCAAGCAGCGAAUAUAAAGCAAAGCCUAACUUUCUUUUGGCAUUGCAAUGUAUGUACUGUAAUCUAAUAAUGUAAGCGAGGGGUCUUCGCGGGAAUUCUUUUUAUAUUUCUCUGAUAGUUGUAUUUCUUAAUAUAAAGACUGUUUCUUGUUCUCAACCCUAUGUGUACUGACACCAAUCGUUCGAAAUUGUUGUGAUUAUGAUUUUUUUAUUAUAGACCUGAUUAUAUUUCACCACUGGAUGACAUAGCGUUUGCUAUGUACCAGGUAACGAUAAUCUUGGCUUUGUGCUCUUCGUUAGUAAACACUCUAACAUUCAUCCACAAGAGGCCUUCUUACCGACCAACAAUUAAUACGCUUCCGCUCAUUGCUUGCUUUAGGAUCCACAAACGGCUGAGAUAAUUCGAGAACUGGAAUUGAGAAAGAAAGAAGCUAUAAAAGGUUUUACGAAAUGAUGUCUUGAACUUAUAUAUUGACUCCAUUUUUGCUCAUAAAUGUACUUUCUCUUCUUGCUUAGAGGAUGAGUUUGUUGAAGCAAAAAAGUUUCAUCAAGUUAUUAACGAUCUUCACAAGGCAUGUUUUCCAUAAUUUUGGAUCAGUCAAUUAGCCUAGCAGUAAAUCAGCUAAUCAAUCAGCUAACUAAUCAAUUGGAUAAUCAAUUGGAUAAUCAAUCAGUUAAUUAAUCAAUCAAUCUAAUUAAACGAUUAGCUAAUUAACAAUCAGCUAGUCAAUCUAUAUGGUAAUUAAUUAACUAAUUAACCAUCAAUCAAUCAGCUGAAUGAUCAAACAGCUAAUCAAUCAAAUAGCUAAUCAAUCAAAUAGCUAAUCGGUCAAUCAGCUAGUAAAUCCGCUAAUCAAUCACUUAAUCAAUUAGCUAUUUAGUUUGUAAACUAUCAGUCUGGCAAACAAUCAAUCAGGUAAUUAAUCUAAUAGGUUAUCAAUCAGUUAAUUAAUUAACGAAUCGACCAGCUUCCUAAUCUAUCAACAAAUUGAUUAAUCAAAUUGAUUAACCAGUGAAUCAAUUAAUGGAUGAAUCUUUAAUCCAUUAGUUGUUCGUGUCUUUUAGGUUGGGGAAAGACUUGGUCGUCUGAAUGUUGAAAAGCAAAAAGCAAUCGAAAUUGAAGAUUAUGAUUUAGCUAUGGUUAAGAAGGUUGUUUGAAGUUGUGUUUAUUAUUAGUCUUUACACUGGUUGUAGGUGCGGGUACACAACGCAUGUCACGUGGCCAGUUCCUAUGGUCACAUGAUUAUUCCAUACUCAUGUUUUGUGGUUUAUAACAUGAAGUAUUCAAUGACAUGCUAAAGUAACAAUAAAGUGAUAUACCAGGGCCUUCACGUUCCAGAGUUAACGUGUUAGGUAGUAUAGUACUUCACACAUUUUAUGCAUCUCCGUUUGUUUGUUUGUUUGUUUGUUUGUUUGUUUGUUUGUUUGUUUGUUUGUUUGUUUGUUUGUUUGUUUGUUUCGCCAAGUUUACAAUACAACAUUACAUCCAAAUACGUCACAACCCACGACUUUCGGCAAAGUGUUGACUCACUUUGUUAAUCUAUCCAUUUCUACUCAAAAUUACUUUAUUGGGAAUACUUACUAAUAGCUAUUAAUCAGUGAUGAACACUUCGCAAUGUACAUGUAUCGGGAGGUUGGAAUAAAUUAUGCCGUUCUUUUGUCCUUGCAAUCUUCAUCCCUCAAAAGUUUUAUCGCCAUUAAAAUAUGGAUAAUUUUGAUUUCAUAAUUUUCAGCAACAAAUUGACGAGUAUCGUAAAGUGGUCACAGAUCGCCUGGUAUCCGCUGGUAUUAUUGAAGAGGUAUUCUUCUAAAACCGACUUGUCACAAACUUCAUCCACCCAAAACUCAGUUUUGGAAUGCCUGAACUCCUUUUUCAAAAGCCAGAAAUCUGUUUUCAAAUUAGAGGUGUAACUUCACACUUGCCCGCUUGCCCAGGGCAAGUGAAUAUCAUGACGGCCAAGUAAACUGAAAUUCCUUGUUGACAAGUUGUUGGAAUACCAUUGUUUCAACUUGUUAUCAAGCUUCAACACAUCUUGUUGACAAGUUGUUGGAACAUCAUUGUUACAACUUGUUAACAAGCUUACUACAAGCCUGUUAAGAACUCAUCUUCCUGACAAGUUGUUGAAACAGCAUUGUCACAACUUGUUAACAAGCUUGCUACAAGCCUGUUGGGAACACAUCUUUCCACAACUUGUUAACAAUCUUGCUACAAGCCUGUUGAGAACACAUCUUUUCACAACUUGUUAACAAUCUUGCUACAAGCCUGUUGAGAAUCAAUGUUCACAACUUGUUAACAAUCUUGCUACAAGCCUGUUGAGAAUCAAUGUUCACAACUUGUUAACAAUCUUGCUACAAGCCUGUUGAGAAUCAAUAUUCACAACUUGAUAACAAUCUUGCUACAAGCCUGUUGAGAAUCAAUAUUCACAACUUGUUAACAAUCUUGCUACAAGCCUGUUGAGAACACAUCUUUUCACAACUUGUUAACAAUCUUGCUACAAGCCUGUUGAGAAUCAAUGUUCACAACUUGUUAACAAUCUUGCUACAAGCCUGUUGAGAAUCAAUGUUCACAACUUGUUAACAAUCUUGCUACAAGCCUGUUGAGAAUCAAUGUUCACAACUUGUUAACAAUCUUGCUACAAGCCUGUUGAGAAUCAAUGUUCACAACUUGUUAACAAUCUUGCUACAAGUCUGUUGAGAAUCAAUGUUCACAACUUGUUAACAAUCUUGCUACAAGCCUGUUGAGAAUCAAUGUUCACAACUUGUUAACAAUCUUGCUACAAGCCUGUUGAGAAUCAAUGUUCACAACUUGUUAACAAUCUUGCUACAAGCCUGUUGAGAAUCAAUGUUCACAACUUGUUAACAAUCUUGCUACAAGCCUGUUGAGAAUCAAUGUUCACAACUUGUUAACAAUCUUGCUACAAGCCUGUUGAGAAUCAAUGUUCACAACUUGUUAACAAUCUUGCUACAAGCCUGUUGAGAAUCAAUGUUCACAACUUGUUAACAAUCUUGCUACAAGCCUGUUGAGAAUCAAUGUUCACAACUUGUUAACAAUCUUGCUACAAGCCUGUUGAGAAUCAAUAUUCACAACUUGUUAACAAUCUUGCUACAAGCCUGUUGAGAAUCAAUGUUCACAACUUGUUAACAAUCUUGCUACAAGCCUGUUGAGAAUCAAUGUUCACAACUUGUUAACAAUCUUGCUACAAGCCUGUUGAGAAUCAAUGUUCACAACUUGUUAACAAGCUUGCUACAAGCCUGUUGAGAAUCUAUAUUCACAACUUGUUAACAAUCUUGCUACAAGCCUGUUGAGAAUCAUUCACAACUUGUUAACAAUCUUGCUACAAGCCUGUUGAGAAUCUUCACAACUUGUUAACAAUCUUGCUACAAGCCUGUUGAGAAUCUUCACAACUUGUUAACAAUCUUGCUACAAGCCUGUUGAGAAUCAAUAUUCACAACUUGUUAACAAUCUUGCUACAAGCCUGUUGAGAAUCAAUGUUCACAACUUGUUAACAAUCUUGCUACAAGCCUGUUGAGAAUCAAUAUUCACAACUUGUUAACAAUCUUGCUACAAGCCUGUUGAGAAUCAAUGUUCACAACUUGUUAACAAGCUUGCUACAAGCCUGUUGAGAAUCAAUAUUCACAACUUGUUAACAAGCUUGUUACAAGUCUGUUGAGAAUCAAUAUUCACAACUUGUUAACAAGCUUACUACAAGUCUGUUGAGAAUCAAUAUUCACAACUUGUUAACAAGCUUGCUACAAGUCUGUUGAGAAUCAAUAUUCACAACUUGUUAACAAGCUUGUUACAAGCCUGUUGAGAACUCAUCUUGUUGACAAGUUGUUAAGAAGCGUGUGUAGUUCUCGUCUAUUUCCUAAAACCGACGUGAAAUGGUUUUGUUGAACCUUGUUCUCUUGCAGUCCCACAAGGAAGCGCCUCCGAUGACAGAUCGUAAUUCGAAUCAUGCCCCGCCCAGUACUCGUUCGCCUCAGUCACCACCUUUACCCCCGAUAACAAGACGUGCCGUACCUGAGACCCAGUCCCCCGAGGUCCCCGCUCCGACAAAAUCGCCAAAUAUAAGUCCCAGACCUCCCGAAGAUAAAGAACAAAGUCCUUCGUCACCCAGAGUCUCUCCUGUGCAGGUGAGGUACUCUAUAUGAUUUGGGCAUGUAUAGUUUUAUAACUCGAACUGUCUGUGUCUGAGUAUCCAAUAUAUAAAAGUAGUUAGUUUAGUUUCCUCCUGUAGUAACACUGGAUCAAUAAGAGACGAACCGUACUGGAUGGACGCCAAAGAAGAACAUUUUAGAACAGAUGGAGCUAUCUAGAAUAUAAAAGAAGUUAUUUUAGUUUCCUCCUGUAGUAACACUGGAUCAAUAAGAGACGAACCGUACUGGAUGGACGCCAAAGAAGAACAGUUUUGAACAGAUGGAACUAUCCAGGAUAAAUAAAGUUAGUUGCCUAAUGUCGACGUUCUCUUUUUAGAAAACUGCUGCAGACGAAAGACCGCUACCAACAAUGGCUAAAAAGUAAAGUAUUGUACAACCCUGUAGUCAUUUUACAACUUGUAGCAUGUGUUCUUAUACUACUUCCUUAUAUACUUUAAUAUUUCGUCCUUUUUUCGCAGAGAUACGCAAGAACCAGUUGACCAGAGUCCAACAGGUAUACAGCUAACUGAAAGACAUCAUUUUCGAGACCACUAUUGUUUUUGUUAGUUCUUUUUAAUUUUAAUCAAUUAACUACUGUUCAAAAACAUAUUAAUAUUGUUGCCGACAUUUGUUAAAUUUAUUUUCUAGAGAACACAACGUCUCCGUCACAAGGUACAGUAAUGUAACUCUUCCUAUUUAUUUUCUGCUCUUGGUAUAAAGCUAUAGUAUAUAUUCUAAACAAUUGCAUUUUUUCUAGGUGGACCCAGUGAACUGAAAGAAAAGGACGCAAGGGAAGCCGCUUUGGCAAUUGAUGUUUUUGGAGAACAUGUUGUAAGGAUUAACGAAGCAUAUUUUUUAUUUUCUCACGGCUAAGAAGUUUUCGCAUCGCUGUUUCUUAAAUUCCUAUAUAACAAAAGGGAUUAACGUUGUUUUUCACUUCGAUGUCAGCCGGUCUAUUACCAUUUACUGCAUGUUAAGCCUUGUUCACACUAUUAAAGUUUCUGUGAUAACAGUAGGAAUUUUGCAUCGGGGAAUUCUAAGUUUUGAAGGAUUUGUAAGAAAUGUUUGAGGAAACUGACUCACUGUUUAACAUUAAAUCAGUUUGCUUAAAGUGCCUAUGACACGAAAUUUCUCCCCAAAUGUUUAUGAUUGCAUUGUAAAGAUCACUUAAAAUGACUUCAUAAUUUCUUUUAUAGAAUUUUGGUAACUUGCUUCCUUUGCAAAAUAUUCAACUUUGUUUCAUAUCACAUCGCAUAAUGACAUUUUGAAAACGCAAUAUUUUACCUUGAUAAAAUAUUUUUACAAACAAAUACAGAGGGUUAAUUACCAGUCAUGAAAUUAAUACAUAUACAAGGGCAAUUUGUAAGUGUUUUAGAUACGUAUUCGUCAAGAAAACUAUACUUUUCUGAAAACUCAUUAUGUGAUGUGAUGUCACACCGGUGAUAUUUGCAUAUGAAACAAAUUUGAAUAUCUUGCAAAGGAAGCAAGUUACCAAAAUUCUGUAAAAGAAAUUAUUAAGUCAUUUUGAGUGAUCUUUACAAUGCAAUCAUAAACCUUUGGGGUGAAAUUUCGUGUCAUAGGCACUUUAAACUUUCUUACAAGUCCUUCAAAACUUUACCGAUUGAAUUUACCUAUGCAAGCCGUAGGCUACGACCACACUAAUCCGUUUUCAUAGCGUUUUCGAAUUGUUCUCCAUAGAGAUCAAUGGUCGAGCAAUACGAAAAGGGAUUAGUGUGAACGUCGUGAACCCACAUAUUCAACUUUUUCUCAGGUUCGUUGUGUCUACACGAAACAAUGGAAAUAUCGUCAAGAAGGAAUGGAGGUCAUUAAAAGAGAAUUAACUUCAGAGAAACCGGAGUCGAUCGCCGAACGUGAUUCAAGGUCUGUCAUCCGAGCUGUUGUUGAUCUGUUGAAGAAGGGAAUCAAUGAGCAAGUACAUCCGGUGAGAAUGAUGUUUAACUCGUGGUAACCAACAGUGGUGAAAUACCUGAGAGGCUUCCUCGCGGGCAAGUUUGAGCAGGCAUAUACAGUAGUUUGAGCAGGCAUAAUAAUUUGUUGUGACGAGGAUGGGGCUGACUCCCUUUCAUCCCUAUUUAUCCCCUCUUCACGAAUAAUUUACUCUCUUUACCCUUUACUCUCUUUACCCUUUACUCAUAUAACAUAUCUUUUUUAAUACUAUAUUCACAGGUGUUUGUUCUUUGCCUGUCCAUCUUAAAAGAUUUGCUCACAACUUACAUCCCAAAGCAGUAAGUAGAGUUGCUCUGAUAAGGGAACGUUAUAAGAACGUGAUAAGCUUUUCGUUAUCAUAAAAGUAUAAACAACUUACUUUUGUUAAUUCUAACAUGUCCAAUUUUAUUUAUAUUUAGAGAAGCUCAAAGCGAAAUCCCAUUUGUUCUGCAAAAGGUAAUAAUUAAUGUAAUAGUGGAGGACACUUAUACUGUAUACGUCGGUUAAUGCAUGGUUUGUGAAACUUACAUAGUCCUGGGCCGGUUGUGCAAUGCUGGAUUAGUACAAAUCUUAGAAUUAAACCGCUGUUUUAUUGUGUAUUUCUGCACGUCCAUGCAUUUAUUUCAAAACUUCUGAAAAGAAAACUCCUAUUGAUCCAGACAAGAUUCUGAAGAAAUAUUUCCAAGUUUAAAAACAAACUGGGUGGAAAUUUGCUUUGAAUUUUCGGUUGACCUAGGGUUAAGGUGACCGGCUUUCGAACUAUUAACCGGCUCCAGAUUACAGUGGUGCAUAAUAAGUUAUUAGUGUACUUCAAAAAACACUUUAAUGGUAGAUUGUUGCACAUAUGUGUUAGUUUCAUUAUUGCAUAAAAUGUUUUUCUAUUGAUCGUUUUUAGACUAUUCCUUUAUUGCUGCCCAAAACAGGAGAUAUGGUAAGUAUAUUUGUAUAAGAUAACUUUUAAAGGAUAUUUAAGUCAUAUGUUGGCAUAGGCACUACUGAAAGAAACAACCAGUAGUCAUCUUUAUAUUUAUUUCCCAUUUGUGGUGUGAACACGCAGCCAUCUUUACUAUAACCUGUAUGAAUAUAUAGACUUCAAGAAUUAAGAAUUCUGCCAUGGAGUUUAUCAUAGAGAUCUCUGAGUAUGAAGGAGUCAAGGUAAAGCAUUGUCAAUAAUAGUUAUUAUUAUACAUUUAAUAUGUAUUCUCGUUUCUAAUUGGUCAGAAAGCACCGGCUAAUUUUCAGUAUUCGGCAUUUAUUACGUAUUUUCCGCCGAUGACGUCAUCGGCGUCCAAUAAUUGUUUUUUUGGAUCGAACUUGCAUCCAAAAUAAAAAUUAUUGGACUCUCUCGUGCCCAAACCCUUGCGCGGCCAAAAGCUUGAACCUAUAAGAUCGCGAAAAAAACCAAAAAAAACAAUGGCCUACAGCAGAUUUGCUUCGCUGAAUGAAAGUGAACUCUCCGAAUUAUUGGCAGAUAAGGAUAGUGAAAGCACGAAAAAAGCCACAAAGGGGUAAAUAGAAGUAGAAAUAGAAUAUUUAGCUGACCUUUGAUUUUGUGCAAGGUGUUUGAUAUUCAAAUUGUACUUUUCCUACCUCAUGAACAGGAAUCGUUUUAUACGUUUCUCAUGUCUUUAAAUGUAUAAUAAAACAAUUAUUGGAUUCGGCUUUCGCAUGAUAUCAAGAAUUAUUCAGACCUCGGUCUAUGUUAUCCGCCUCAGCUUCGCUUCGGCAGAUAACAUUGACCUCAGUCUGAAUAAUUCUUGAUAUCAUGCUCAGCCUCAUCCAAUAAUUGCUUAUUAUAUUUAUGUACCCGACUUUUGGUGAGAACAGCUACAGAACAGAAGAGCUUUGUUUGAUGUUGAACCGUCCCUCACCGAGUACAAAUCCUUUGUCUCAACGUCCUCAAUUAUUAUUCAUCGUGGUUGCUGCACGUUUUAUCUCAGCCAUCUCUAUUGAACGAUUACUUCAGAAUACGAAAAUACAAUGAGCUCAUCAACGUAACCGUACAGAAAUUAACAUAAACUCCGACAAAAACAUAAAGCCUUCUGUUUAGUUUCCAGGGGUCGGUUGUUCAAAGCUGGGUUAGCUUAACCCAUGGAUAAUAAAAUAAAUGGAUAGGACUCUAGCUGACGUAAGCAAAAACAACCUAGUUGCAAUCUGUGACGUCACGCGUAUUGCAAAGUUCUCGGCAUUUUUGUUGUUUCGCUAUACUUUCCGCUUUAAAAGAGUAAUAUUGAAGCAUAUACUGGUCUAAUUGUUUUAAAAACAUGCCUAAGCCACGACAAAGUAUUCAGGGUAAAUGUUUUUCGUCUUUGUUUUGUAUUUUUUUACAUUUGUAGCUACGAAAUUGGCGUCCCCAAUUUUAACGAAAUUUGGGAUGCCUUUUCACUGUUUAGUGCUUGAAAUAUUUGCUAAAAUUGACCGGGAAUACUUAGAGAUUUCAUCGUAGAAUGGCGUAGUUAUAUUCAUUUGCUCUUUGACUAAAAUAUUUAGCUGUAUUAUUGCUAAACAUGCCGUUUUUGAGAAUUUGGUUUGCAACUAGGUUUCAACACAGAGUAGAUAAGACAUACAGAGACGUAACUGACCGUUGUCUGCGUUUUCAUGUACCCACUUUUUUUCAGGCGACCGGGCGAAAAAUGAUCAACUGCGCGUGCUCAGCAAGUUUAAAGUGAGUCGUCAUCAGGUCGUCAUCCAAUCAGAUGCAUGCAUCUAGUAACUUGCCGAGCAUGCGCACAAAAAAGUGGGUACACUAGUUACGUCUCUGUAUGUCUCUACUCUGUGGUUUCAACAUCCAAUCACGCCAUCAGCCCAUUGAAAACAUUAGGUCACGUCAGCUAGUUUCCUAUCCAUUUAUUUUAUUAUCCAUGGUUCAUUUUAUGCAUGACGAAACCCGAAAUUUAUAGUUUGAUGGUCACAACAAAUUUGAGCAUAAAAAUGUUAAAAUUGUACACUAAAACACUAGGUAUUAUAUUCGAAAUCACUGGAACACGACUAGUUUUAAAUAUGCUUGAACUGAAUUUCAUACAUGGAGUAUUUCAAAAGUUCUGAUCGGUUAUCUGUUUAAAAACUUUUGAAAUCAUGCAUGUAUGACAUUCAAUUCAAGCAUAUUUAAAACUAGUCGUGUUCCGGUGAUUUCGAAUAUAAUACCUACUGUUUUGGGUGUACAAUUUUAACAUUUUUAUGCUCAAAUUUGUUGUGACCAUCAAACUAUAAAUUUCGGGAUUCGUCAUGCAUAAAAUGAACGAACAAUUCACAAAUAAUUCCAUAUACUUCGUAAACAAUCACAACAUAUAUUUCAACUGAUAAGACAAAUAAAAAGCUAUAGAAACUAGAACAAUGUAUAAACGAACAAUAUUUUACUCAUAUCAUGAGUAACAUACCAAUAUGUGUUCAAAAUCACCUCAAAUUUGAAUAAAUCCAAUCCCAGAAACUAGUUAAAAAUUUAUGCAUGCGGAACAAGCAGUUGUGCCAAUGUUUACAGACCACCGUCCACAGUACUACUUGGUUUGUGGGUUCAAAUCCCAAAACACUGAACUUAUAAGUUACUAAAAAAAAAAUGGAUCUGAUGGAUCGGAUGGAUCUGGUGGAUCUGAUGGAUCCGAUGGAUCUGAUGGAUCAUCAGAUCCAUCGGAUCCAUCAGAUCCACCGGAUCCAUCGGAUCCACCAGAUCCAUCGGAUCCAUCAGAUCCAUCGGAUCCACCAGAUCCAUCGGAUCCACCAGAUCCAUCGGAUCCAUCAGAUCCAUCAGAUCCACCAGAUCCAUCAGAUCCACCAGAUCCAUCGGAUCCACCAGAUCCAUCGGAUCCACCGGAUCCAUCGGAUCCAUCGGAUCCACCAGAUCCAUCGGAUCCACCAGAUCCACCAGAUCCAUCAGAUCCAUCGGAUCCACCGGAUCCAUCAGAUCCAUCGGAUCCAUCGGAUCCACCGGAUCCAUCAGAUCCAUCGGAUCCACCAGAUCCAUCGGAUCCAUCGGAUCCACCAGAUCCAUCGGAUCCAUCGGAUCCAUCAGAUCCAUCGGAUCCAUCAGAUCCACCGGAUCCAUCGGAUCCAUUUUUUUUUUUAGUAACUUAUAAGUUCAGCGUUUUGGGAUUUGAACCCACAAACCAAGUAGUACUGUGGACGGUGGUCUGUAAACAUUGGCACAACUGCUUGUUCCGCAUGCAUAAAUUUUUAACUAGUUUUUGGGAUUGGAUUUAUUCAAAUUUGAGGUGAUUUUGAACACAUCACGGGCAAUAGGACAGGUGUAGUGUUGUUAAAUAGAAAGUUAGAAAUUGUAUUAUACUUACUCGUGCAUUAUAAUUAUGUUUAAAAGAUCAGAAUAUUCAUAACUUCUUAUUUUGUUUCAUAAAUAGUUCUUUAAUAUUCGAAAGAAAUUCCAUAUCUGCUUCGUCUGCCAUCGCCAUGUUUACUCGUCCCAAUUUACAUGCUGGACGGCAUUGCCGCCCCUCCUGGCAAUCGCUUGCUUAUUAUUUUGCCAGGAGGGGCGGCAAUGCCGUGUAGCAUGUAGAUUGGGAAGAGUAAACAUGGCGAUGGCAGACGAGAAGCAGAUAUGGAAUUUGUUUCGAAUAUUAAUUAAAGAACUAUUUAUGAAACAAAAUAAGAAGUUAUGAAUAUUCUGAUCUUUUAAACAUAAUAUAUAAUACCAUUUCUAACUUUCUAUUUAACAACACUACACCUGUCCUAUUGCCCGUGCACAUAUUGGUAUGUUACUCAUGAUAUGAGUAAAAUAUUGUUCGUUUAUACAUUGUUCUAGUUUCUGUCUUAUCAGUUGAAAUAUAUGUUGUGAUUGUUUACGAAAUAUAUUGAAUUAUUUGUGAAUUGUUCGUUCAUUUUAUGCAUGACGAAUCCCGAAAUUUAUAGUUUGAUGGUCACAACAAAUUUGAGCAUAAAAAUGUUAAAAUUGUACACCCAAAACACUGGGUAUUAUAUUCGAAAUCACUGGAACACGACUA